CACGUCGCGUCGGCCGGCGUCGUAACAACUGAAUUGUCAUUUGUCAAACUCAAAACAUAGCCAUAGAUAAUGGCGCCAAACUUAAAAUUAUAUCGGGUGACUUUGUUUUCCAUCUGGAAAACAUAGGGCUAUUUUAGUUAUUUAUAUAAAUGAAAGCGAUUCGAGUGAUAUUAAAAGUUCAGUUUUAAUUUUGUUGUGAAUAUAUUUUACGGAAGGGUAUUCAACUUUCGUAAUUUUUGCACUGCAAUAACAUCUUUGAGAAAUUUAAGACAGUCAUAAUUACAAAAAUAUAGUAGGUACACCUUGUAGCGCGGUGGUAUCCUCAUCACUGUAGCGUUACAUAUGUUGUGAUGAGGUGGCGCUAUAUAAUAUAUGUUAGUGAAGACGUAAAGUAAGGGAAGGGUCUCAAGUGUCGACAGAAAUAUUACAAGUGUAGGCACAACCUAACAUUUCUAUACUAAGCUUUUUAUCUAACAACUAGGAAAAUAACCACCUACGGUAGGCUGAUAUAGCUCGUAGAGGACCAAAAUCGUAAUGGCGAUUGAUUUGUACUAUACUCCUGGGUCAGCACCCUGUAGAAUAGUACUGUUGGUGGCAGCAGCACUCGAUAUACAACUUAAUUUAAAUUUACUCAACCUGCCUAAUGGAGAACACUUGAAACCAAACUUUUUGAAGUUAAAUCCACAACACACAGUGCCCACUAUAGUGGACGGCGAUUUCUCUCUGUGGGAAUCACGAGCCAUUAGCAGAUACCUCGUUAAUAAAUAUGCACCUGGAAAUACUCUAUAUCCUGAAGACCCGGUAACUAGGGCUGUUAUUGAUCAAAGAUUGGACUUCGAUUUGGGUACACUGUAUUCAAGAUUUGGAAAUUUAUAUUACCCACAAAUCUUUGGAGGUGCACCAGAAGACGAGGCGCUAGUGAAGAAACUGGAUGAAGCCUUACUAUUCUUCAAUACAUUCCUAGAAGGUCACAACUAUGCUGCAGGCUCUAAUUUGACCUUAGCAGAUCUGAGUCUUGUCGCCACAGUAUCAACCAUAGACGCUGUUGGUUUCAGUCUGAAACCCUACCCUAAUAUAUUAAAAUGGUUUGAGCUCAUAAAAUCUACAGCACCAAGAUACGAAGAGACCAAUGGAAAAGGCAUCGAGGAGUUUAAAACAUUUGUUGCUCGGUUAAAAGCAAAGUCUGAAUUAUAAAUAAUUCCUUUUUGGUACUCAAUAUCUACCUAAUCUUUUCGGCUUCGACAAUAACACACUUAAACUUUUGACCAUUUGACCGAAGUUUUCUAUCUAUUAGUCGGCGAGAAUCUCCGAGAAUGGACGAAUAAACUCGCGCGUUGCAUGCCGAUGGUAUUGGUAGCGAGUAACUAAACUUAUAUUAUUUGUAAAAUUAUUUCAAUAAAAAAUAUAUACAUCUUACUGUC
This is a messenger RNA of Achroia grisella, 1421 nucleotides long. RefSeq names its product glutathione S-transferase 1-1-like. The record is from RefSeq and is a predicted model, not a curated record. Gene Ontology annotation, biological process: glutathione metabolic process. NCBI's taxonomy places the organism in Eukaryota, Metazoa, Arthropoda, Insecta, Lepidoptera, Pyralidae. Bases 535 to 1194 code for a protein of 219 amino acids. The transcript is spliced from 5 exons. Gene Ontology annotation, molecular function: glutathione transferase activity.